GCUCGCUGCGUGUAUCAGCGCCUGGGCUGUGUGGGUGAGCCUCACUUACAGCGCCUCAGUGCGAGUGAUUGGUCAGCGCUGCGGGACAAGCCGGAGGCAUGGAGCACUUUCUGCAGGGUUGCAAGGCAGCUGUACAGAUUGUGGGAAAGGCUGCAUUCCACUGGGGGAAAGGUAGAUAUUUAGCCAGACCCCGGGCGCCCUUAAAUAUCCCUGAAGCUCUCGACUUCCAUGUGGUUCUGGGGAAUGAAGCCUGCGAUCUGGAUUCUAUGGUCUCCGCCAUUUCUUUAGCCUACUACCUGGCAAAGACCUCUACUAGUAAGAACCUAGCAUAUCUCCCUGUCCUGAACAUCCAACGGGAGGAUUUCCCACUGCGCACGGAAAGUACCUACUUCUUGAAGCAGAAUGGGAUCCCGGAGGGGCACCUCAUCUUCCGAAACGAAAUCGAUCUCCAGACCCUCUAUGAAUCUGGGCAUCUGGUGCUCACACUCGUGGAUCACAAUGUGUUACCCAGGGGAGACUCCUAUCUGGAAGACGUAGUGGCCGAGGUUAUAGAUCACCGCCACCUUGAGAGACCGGCUGCCCUCAACUGCAAAGUCACGUCGGAGCUGGUGGGAUCCUGCACUACGUUAGUAGCGGAGAAGAUUAUUCACGGGGCCCCAGAAAUCUUGGACUUGCAGUUGGCCUCUUUGUUACGAGAUACCAUUGUCCUGGACUGUAUCAAUAUGGCGCCCGCGGCUGGCAAAGUGACCCCCAAAGAUACCGAGUAUGUUACAACGCUGGAGUCGAUGUUCCCCAGUCUCCCCCCUAGGGGCACUGUGUUUGAUUCUCUGCAGAAAGCCAAGUUUGAUGUAUCAGGUCUCACUACCGAUCAGAUGCUGAGGAAGGACCUGAAGGUGCUGGUCAGUCGGGAUAUCAGUCUCGCCAUCAGCGCCCUGUACAUGAAGUUAGAGGACUUCAUGCAGAAGGAGGAUAUCGAAUCUGACCUGUGUUCAUUCUGCCGGAGGCAUCACUACAAUGUUUUGGUUGCCAUGGCGAUUACUUUUAAUAGGGAGAACGAACCCAUGAGGCAGAUCGCGGUGUACAGCCAGAAGGAGGGGCUUAGACGAGUGGUGUGCAAAGCCUUGCAGCAAGCUACCAACCCACCCCUCGACCUGACCGCCAUAGCCUGCCCUCCGUGUCCCAGUACCACCACUUACCAACAAGGCAACACCGCUGCGUCCCGCAAAAAGGUCCUCCCCAUCCUGAAAGAUUUCCUGAGGAAGAGAGACCUGGAGGAGAGCUCCCCGAUAUCCAUGCAGUCCUUGGAGAACCCGGAGACAUCCAAUGAUUUCUCUGGCUUCAGGGAAAGGACCGGCGACGACAACUUGGAGGGCGGAGAGUUGUUUGGGGAUUGUGGGGAGCAGCCGGAAGGCCAAGAUGGUUGCCCUGGAGAAGAGCAAAGGAGCAAAGGAUUUAUUGGCACUUACAGGACACAACUGGACGACGGCUUAGAGGACGAGCGCUCCUUUCCCCCAACGCCUAUGAACAGUCUGGUGGAAGGCUGCCCCCUCGACAGGGGUCUCCCAAAACUGACGGCGGAAGCCAUUCUAGAAAGGUUCAGCCAUAUAACUGCUAUAGAUUCCGAGAGCCAAUCAGGGGGCGAAAAGAAAUGACCAGAUAAGCAUUUUUAUUCCAUUGCAUUAAUAAUAAUAUUAAUAAUAAUAAUGAUGAUUUCUUAGCUUUGCCUUUUAAUGAAGAGCAAUAAAAUGUUAUUAUCUACA
Messenger RNA from Xenopus tropicalis (tropical clawed frog), 1760 nucleotides. RefSeq names its product prune exopolyphosphatase 1 (gene prune1). The record is from RefSeq and is a predicted model, not a curated record. Gene Ontology annotation, molecular function: pyrophosphatase activity. Lineage: Eukaryota; Metazoa; Chordata; Amphibia; Anura; Pipidae. The coding region runs from base 99 to 1652 and encodes 517 amino acids. Gene Ontology annotation, cellular component: cytoplasm. The transcript has 9 exons.